Messenger RNA from Camellia sinensis, 1182 nucleotides. Its product is annotated as GATA transcription factor 15. NCBI's taxonomy places the organism in Eukaryota, Viridiplantae, Streptophyta, Magnoliopsida, Ericales, Theaceae. The record is from RefSeq and is a predicted model, not a curated record. Gene Ontology annotation, biological process: regulation of DNA-templated transcription. Gene Ontology annotation, molecular function: sequence-specific DNA binding; zinc ion binding.
CGCAUGCCGGUUCCUCUCUCUCUCUCUCUCUCUCUCUCUCUCCCCCUCUCUACGCAUGUCGGUCCUUUUUAUUGAGAUGCUAGCCAAACACACUCUUCCCUCACUCAACUCUACCACCUUCUCUCUCUACAUUUUCCUUCUCUCUCCCUCCCGCUCAUCCAUCAUCAUCCUUUUCUAUAACUCUUCUGAUCCACGGCUAAACCUGUGCUUUUUAUACCUUUUUUUUUUAAAUUUUUUUUAUUUUUAGUUUUGUUUAUGACAUCUCUUUCUUCAAUGCAAACUUCUGUUUUACUCCAAAGUUCCUUGCAAUCUUGCUCUGUUUUUCUCUCUCCACAAUCUUGCUCUGUUCCUCUCUUUCUCUUUCCAUAUCUCUGUUCUUUUCAAGAUAUGAUUAGGGUUUUUAUAUAGCCUUCAAAACCCAGUGCUAGAAAAGAACAUCUUCUGUUGGUGGUUCUGUUUCAGGAAGCCUGUAUAGAGCUCAUGGAUCUGAGCCAAAAGGAAUCUGGGUCUGAAGAAGUGAAUGAGAUCAAGAAAUGUUGUUCUGAUUGCAAAACCACAAAGACUCCCCUGUGGAGGGGUGGUCCAGCUGGACCCAAGUCACUGUGUAAUGCUUGUGGGAUUAGAUAUAGAAAGAAGAGGAAUGCUAUGGUGGUUUUGAACAGAGGACCAGAGAAGAGGAAAGAGACACCAGCCAGUGGUGGUGGUGGUGGUGGUGGUGGUGGUGGUAAGGGUGGUAAUUUGAGUGAGGAUUUAGGGCAAGAUUGAUGGCGUUAGGGAAGGAAAUGGUGAUGAUGCAGAGACAGAGGUCUCCAAUGAAGAGGCAGAGGACUAGUAGGAAGUUGGGAGAGGAAGAGCAAGCUGCUGUUCUUUUGAUGGCUUUGUCUUGUGGCUCUGUUUUUGCUUAGAUAGAAGAGAAAGGAAACUGAAGAAGAAAAAAAGGACAGAUAGAUACAACCUUCAAUUUUCUUUUCUUUUCUUUUCUUUUCAUGGAAAAAAUCAAAUACCCUUUGUUGAUGUUUUCUAUGGGGUUUUGUGUUGGAAUGGUGGUGGAAAUCUUUUAGUUUUUUUAGGUAAUACAGGUAGUGGGGGUUUAUAUUUAUGAUGUACAUGUUAUUAUGUUGUAAUGAAUUAUGAAUUUAAGUUUGACUUUGCAAAAUGCAAUGUGUGCUAAUUUGGUGUUUA